AUGGAUUCUGUAAAGUUUAUUUUUGCCAAUAUUGUGGUGUCAAAUUUGAUCAAACACGGAAUUUAUUACUUUGCACAUGAUGACAUCGCCGAUUUGUAUGAGUCGUCUAUCAAGGUGGAGGAGGAGUUUUCAGAGCCUGCGGGUUCAGCACCACCACCUCAACCUUCAUGGUUUUUGCCCUAUAUUCUUGGUUUACAGAUGAGUGUAUUGUAUCUUUUUGUUCAAACACUCAGGAAGCAUGAAUUACCCAGUGGGAGAAUACGCAAUGUCCUUAUUGCUCUGAUUGGCUCUGAUGUAUUGUUCAACUUGAUGGAUGUGCUACAAUUUGCGCUGUAUUCUAACUACGGAGUCGAUCUGGUCGGUCUCAUCUCACAAAGACAUUAUGGAACAAUCUCCUACAUAAUGGAUGUGUUGCAACACCUGAGUGUGGGCCUACACCUUUUCCUUUGUGCAGAUGUCUCUAAUAUGACACCAUCCACGCUGAAAUCUGUAUCCGGUCUUAGUCUGAUCCUAAGUUUCAUUGCAAAUGCCUUUCUUGCCCCUACAACUUUUGACUUGCCAAAUGAGUCGUACCAGGUGGAAAGCUUCACUGCAUAUAGGACUCGUGGUAUUGACAUGAACUACGCACAGAGACUCAGCUCUCUCCAUCUUCUGCCGUGUAUUGGUCUCACAGUAGUCCUGGUACAUCAGAGAAUGCAAAAGAACCCCCACAAUGAGAUUCAUGAAAAGGCACCAAAUGAGAAGGGUGAUGAGGAGGUCUGCGUUAUCAAUAUGAGGAACUUCAUUCGUCGCUCCAUGAUAUGUCAUUAUGUUAUUAGUGUGCUCUAUUGCCUCAUCACUCUGGGAAUCAAAACAAAACAUGAAGGCCUAACUAGAUUUAUUAGUCAGUUUGAUACUCCCGACAAUACAUUGCGGAAGUUUGGUUAUCUGCAGCAGGCCACCAACAUCGUUUGUCUCUUGGCAUGCCUCAAUCUGGAGGGAGCAGGCGCUGACACAACACGUAUGGAUGAAUUUGAGUCUGACUUCCAACAGCCACCUUCGUAUCUCAUCGAUGGAUCUGAAAAUGAAUUAGAUUAA
Molecule: messenger RNA, 1077 nt
Organism: Echinococcus granulosus
Lineage: Eukaryota; Metazoa; Platyhelminthes; Cestoda; Cyclophyllidea; Taeniidae
Exons: 1
Coding region: 1-1077 (358 amino acids)
Source: RefSeq, a predicted model, not a curated record